AUGUUGGCAACUAAACUUCACAUAAAUCCUACUUUUGAUUCAGUAUCAGUAUCUGACGAUGAAUUAUCGCCACGAAGCUUAGACAGGCGAGCUGGCAUAAUCGAUGCUGUUGCUCAGGCUGCAUUUACCGAGAAGAAGUGGGUUUGGGUAGUUGAUAAAGAGGAAGGUUAUGUCGCCGGUUACAUUACGAAGGACAUGGGGGAUACGGUUGAAGUCCACUUGAAUGACGAUACGACACGAGUUGUUCGCAUGAACGAAACCGAGAAUAUGAAUCCGCCAAAAUUUGACAAAGUCGAAGACAUGGCUAACCUAACGUAUUUAAAUGAAUCAUCUGUCAUACAUAAUCUCAGACAACGAUAUCAGUCGAACCUGAUCUACACAUACUCGGGACUUUUCCUCGUUGCAGUGAACCCAUACCGAAACCUUCCGAUCUACUCUGAAAAAGUUGUUCGAGCAUACAAAGCAAAACGACCAAUUGCUUGCGACAAGGCCAAUACGUCGCAGCUUGGACAACUUGAACAGCAAAUUCUUCAAGCAAACCCAAUAUUGGAAGCAUUUGGAAAUGCUCAGACUAUACGAAACAAUAAUUCUUCGCGUUUUGGCAAGUUUAUUCGCAUCGAGUUUAAUUCGCGAGGUCAAAUCGCAGGAGCCAACAUUGAGCGUUAUCUGCUUGAGAAGUCACGCGUAACCUCACAAACUUCCCAUGAGCGAAACUACCAUAUUUUUUACCAAUUGAUGAAAGGUGCUCCUUCCGAAAUCAAAGCUUACUUAUUAUUGGAUGGUACACUUGACGAUUAUCGUUAUACAAAGACAUCGAGAAAGGACAUUGAUGGAGUUGAUGAUGCGGUUGAAUUUAACGCGUUAACGGGAGCCAUGGAUGUAGUUGGUUUUACUAAACAGGAACAGCUCGACCUAUUCCGAGUUGUCGCUGCAGUCCUCCAUCUCGGCAACAUCCAAGUAACAGGGUCACGAGAUAACCAAGCCUACAUAACCGACAAAUCAAUCGCUGAGAAGGUCUGUAAUAUUCUUGGCAUGCCGGUCGAUGAUUUUGUAAAAAGUUUACUUAAACCACAUGUGAAGGCUGGCCGAGAAUGGGUGGCUCAGGCACGAACUAAAGAGCAAGUCAUAUACUCAAUUGAUGCGCUUGCUAAGGCACUGUAUGAGAGAAACUUUAGUGCUAUUGUUGAUCGCAUUAACCAGACUACUGAUCGUCCGACUCAGAAAGAGACGUUUAUUGGGGUUCUUGAUAUUGCUGGAUUUGAGAUCUUUGAAGAUAAUAGCUUUGAGCAGCUGUGCAUCAACUAUACUAACGAGAAACUGCAGCAGUUCUUCAAUCAUAAUAUGUUCGUUCUUGAACAAGAAGAAUAUAAAAAUGAGAAUAUUAACUGGAAAUUUAUUGAUUUUGGCAUGGAUUUACAACCAACGAUCGACCUGAUUGAAAAAACAAAUCCUGUUGGUAUUCUUUCUUGUCUGGACGAAGAAUGUGUUAUGCCAAAAGCUACAGACAAGACUUUCAUGGAUAAACUAAAUCGUUUGUGGAACAGCAAAUCACCCAAAUACUCCAGUCGUCGCUUUACAGAGGGAUUUGUGCUCCAACAUUAUGCUGCUAAAGUAGAAUACUGCACAACUGGGUGGCUUGACAAGAACAAAGAUCCAUUGAAUGAAAACGUUUCCAGACUGUUAGCACAAUCAACGGAACCAUAUAUCGCUACUCUGUUUUCUUCUUCAUCAUCAGACGCUGUAGAUACGGGUGCCAAGAACAGAUCCAAGAAACAGUUUUUAAGGACGGUUGGUCAAAGACAUAAAGAACAGUUACAUAUCCUUAUGCAGCAGUUGUAUUCUACCAAGCCCCGUUUCGUAAGAUGUAUAGUGCCGAACGGAGAAAAAGCCGCCGGACUGAUUGAAGUACCAUUGGUAUUGGAUCAAUUGAGGUGCAAUGGUGUUUUGGAAGGAAUCAGAAUAUGCCGAGCCGGAUUUCCGAAUAGAUUGACAUUCAUAGAAUUCAGACAGCGUUACGAAGUAUUAUCUCCUGGUCUACUGUCCAAGAGCACUGCCGAUGAUAACAAGAUAGCAGAGGAGUUGUUGAAAUCAUUUGGACUAGACAAUUCACUGUACAGGAUCGGUAAUACUAAAGUGUUCUUCAGAGCUGGAGUGCUGGCCGAAUUAGAAGAAAUACGCGAAACGAAACUAUCUCAAUUGUUUACACGCUUCCAAGCUCACUGUCGCGGACGCCUUGCUCGGCGCGAUUAUGCCAAGCUUUCUGAAAAGCUUGAUGCAAUAAAACUUAUUCAAAAAAAUGCCCGUGUUUACAUGCAGCUCAAGGAAUGGCCGUGGUGGAAACUGUAUUCAAAAAGCAAGCCUAUGCUUAACGUUACUAGGAUGGAUGCUAAACUCAAGGAAAAGGACGAUAAUAUACGGGAGCUUGAAUACAAUCUGAAAAACGAGAUUGAAAAAAGGCAAGUUUUGGAAGUAUUGGUUCAACAAUUGCAAGCAGAGAAUAAGUUAUUACAGGAUGAGAGGAGAAAGAAAGAUGUAUCUGGGCUGGAAAGAGAAAGGAAAUCAUUACAGGUGCAACUUGCGGAAGUCAAGGCAAGAUUAGAAAGUGAACUGGCGCACAAGCAAGAAGAAGGAGCUGCAAGAAAGAGAUUGACCAUGGAACUACAAGAACUGCAACUAAAGUAUGAAGCAGAACAACUUAAAACUGCCAAAGCAAACGAGAAUUUGACAUCUUACAAGUCCAGAGCUGAUGGGACUAUGUCAAGACUCGAAAAUGCAAACCUAGAAAGAUUGAAGGCCGAAAAGAACGAAGAAUUUCUCAGACUUCAAAUUAAAGAACUUGAAGAUUCUCUUGCAGAUGCCAUCAAUGAUCGCAAGAAUGCCGAAAUUCGGGUUAAAACAUUAGAAGAUCGGGUUGCAGAACUUGAAGCUAAGAUAGAUGAUGAUGCCGCUGUUUUUGCCGAUUUUGAUCUUUUACAAAAGCGCCUUCAAGAUGAUUUUGCUGAUGAGCGUGAGCGAUAUAAGCGCGAUAUCGAAGAACAAGAAUACGCUCUUGAACAAACGCGUCGUAAAUACCAGAAAGAACUUGAACGGCUUGCAAAUGAAGUUGAGCUGGAACGUAACAAUUUAGCUAGAAUUCGCGAAGAGAACAAACUGCUUCAAAAGAAGGUGGACAAUCUUCUCACUGAAGCCGAAGAGGAAUCUCAUACGGUGAUGACAUGGAAACGAGAAAAGGAAAUGUUGGAAAACAAAGUAGCCGAUUUAGCGCAAUUGUAUAAUGAUGCAAUGACUUCUCAUGAUGAGCUCCAAUCUCAGGCGAAUAAUCUUCUUGCUGAAGUUCGUGAACUUCGCGUUGCGUUGGAUGAGGCCGAGUCAGAAAAGAUUCAAUUAGAGAGAGCAAAGAGAGUUUUGGAGAUGAGGUUGGAGGAUAUAGACGAUCAAUAUCAGAAUGAGACUCAAGAUAAGCAAGCAGCAGUAAGGAGUAUUAGUGUGUUGGAUGUGGAGAGGAAUGAACUGAGACAACUAUUGGAUGAGCAACAAGAUGUUGUCGCUACGAUUAAUGAGAAGUUGAGAAAGGCUGAGUUGCGAACGGUUGAAUUACAAGCAGAGCUGGUUAGAGAAAAAGAAGACAAUCAAGACUUGUUGAAAGUUAAGACUGCUCUUGAAAAGCAAGUUACGGAACUUAAUCUUCGUGUCCUCGACCUUGAAACAAAAGCUUCAACUACACCACGUGGAGUCAAGCGUCUAGAAUCGCGUCUAGAAGAACUAUCAGCCCAACUCGAGCAGGAAAUGAGGGAAAAAAAUGAAACUUUGAAAUCGUUACGUAAGACUGAAAGGACAAUUAGGGAAUUACAAUGGCAGUUAUCUGAAAAAGAUAAAAUUAAAUUGCGAUAUGAAGACGAUAUUACAAAGUACGAGCAGAAAGUGGCAAGAAUGAGACAAAAUAUUGAAGAGCUUCAAAAUUCAGAAAGCGCAUUACAACUUGGACAAAGACGUGCUACACGUGAAGCAAACGAGUCUCGUGAACGGUCGCUCAGACUUGAGCGUGAAGUUGAGAAAAUGAAAUCACGACUUGAUCGAUCAUCAGUUUUCUCUGAAUAA
Messenger RNA from Paraglomus brasilianum, 4098 nucleotides. The record is from the annotation of a GenBank genome assembly. Lineage: Eukaryota; Fungi; Glomeromycota; Glomeromycetes; Paraglomerales; Paraglomeraceae.